Messenger RNA from Peniophora sp. CBMAI 1063, 1713 nucleotides. The record is from the annotation of a GenBank genome assembly. Lineage: Eukaryota; Fungi; Basidiomycota; Agaricomycetes; Russulales; Peniophoraceae.
AUGAGCAGGCGCGAGCCCCGCGCCUCUGCCGCCGGCGCCGCACAGAAGGAUGCCCUCCACGAAUUCGAGCAGUUCAAGAAGAAGUUUCUGCUCGCCAACAAACACAUCACGAAACUCAACUCUAGCCUCAGUACGCGCUGCCAGGAACUCGAGACACUCGUCGCUACGCUCAACUCGGAGAACCUGCGGCUGCACGCCACGAUGCUGUCCCUUCACGCCGAGCUGAAGCGCGAACGGGAGAAGACGAUCCAUGCCAUGGCCGCGCUCGAGCGCACGACUAUGCACGCCCUCGUACAGACAUUCGGCAACAUCCGUACCGAGCUCAACAUCCCCCCGCCGCCGCCGAAACCGACCUCGCCCGGCCGCUCGCCGCCCAAAGUUCGCCGCCCGGAUCCGUCGCUGUCACCGCACGCGAACCGACUGGCGCAAGCGCCCAAUUUCUCGCAGAUCGCCGAGGAGGACGAAGAAGGAAUGGAGGGCAACGCCUCGCCCACCCCCUCGCCCCAGCUCCACCGGCGCAGGAAAUCCGGCGGUCGCUCGUCCGGCUCAUCUUCGUCCUCCGGGCCUCUCACAUCUGCGACACGCCCUGCGUCUACACAGCCUCAGCCUCUCGCAUCGCUUCUACCCGCACCACAGAUCGUAACAGCCAUCCAUGUUGAUAUCGAUGAUACCCUGUUGGCGCCCAGCACGCGCAAACGUAUUGCACGGCGGCAGAGUGGUUUGAUCGGUACACCUGCGCCCGCACCAUCGAUUCACUCGCUUACACCACCACGCCCGCCUAGUCCCGCGUUUGGAUCGCCCUUACGUCGAGCCGCGGGUCUUGCCGAAGAAGAAGAGGAGAACGGAGUGCAGGAUCGGGAUGUGCCGGACGCAGAAGCGGACGUCGAGGAACAGCUCGCGCGAGCCGCAGCCGCGAAGAAGGAGAAGCGCCGUCGGCUAAAGGCGUUGUCGGUCCAGGCCGGGGAGACGGAGGGGGAGAGCGAGAGUGCACGCGAGCGGGACCGAGAUAGGAAGGAGAGGGACAGGGACAGGGAGAAGGAGAAGGAGAGAAGGCGGUCGCGGCACGAAGCGGACGAGCAGGGUCAAGGACGUACCGCGUUACCGCCCCUCGAGAUCCCCUCGAUUCCCCUCAGCAUACAAUCACGAAGAUACUCUACGCCUGAAGACUCGGACGUGCCGACUUCGGCCUUUACAACAUCUACGCGCCCAACGCUUACCACGCCCGGCACCACGCCCGGCCCUUCGCAUCUCCCAACACCUCGCACGUCCAGCCCCCCACCGAUACCCCACGAUCCAUCUCCAGAACCCGAUCUCCCAGCGGGUGGGCGCGAGCGCCGCGUGCGCAGGAGUGUGAACUACGCCGAACCUAAACUGAACACUAAGAUGCGCAAGCCCGAUCCGCCGCCCGAGGCGCAACCACGGCGCUCUUCGACCGCCGCACCGCGCUCGUCCGUCGCUUCCCGCGCAUCAUCUUCGGCGGUGACGGACGACGUGAACGUCACGGUCAAACGCAAACGAUCGCGGCCGCAGCUGCCCGUAAACGAAGACUCGGACGAAGGCGGGGACGACGACGACGGCGCGCAGGCGGACGAGGAGUACAUGCCGUCGCGCGAUUGGGCUGGAGGGAUUACGCGGCGAAGGAGUACACAGGCUAGCUCGAGCCGGCGCGCAGGCUCGGGCGUCGAGGAGAGGCGGCACAGCACAUUGAUAUAG